AUGUCCUCUUUCUGGGAUGGCCGGGUCAAAGCACGUGCAUCCACAGGGGACGCCUGGUACGCCUGGCUCGUGAUUUUGAACUGCGUUACCGAUUUCAUCUUGCUGGUCCUGCCGCUUUGGCUUUUGGCACCGUUGAGGAUUGGCUUCUCGCAGAAGGCUGCCAUUGCCGCGAUAUUGGUACUGGCGGAUUUGUUGUUGGGGAUAAGCAUAUUUCGCGUUGUAGUGGUGUCACAGGGGUGGGAUAAGUACGACUUUACCUAUCGAUUCGCCAUCAACUACAUAUGGAGGUAG
This is a messenger RNA of Podospora bellae-mahoneyi, 291 nucleotides long. RefSeq lists its product as uncharacterized. The record is from RefSeq and is a predicted model, not a curated record. Bases 1 to 291 code for a protein of 96 amino acids. The transcript has 2 exons. NCBI's taxonomy places the organism in Eukaryota, Fungi, Ascomycota, Sordariomycetes, Sordariales, Podosporaceae.